Messenger RNA from Macrosiphum euphorbiae (potato aphid), 2928 nucleotides. NCBI's taxonomy places the organism in Eukaryota, Metazoa, Arthropoda, Insecta, Hemiptera, Aphididae. The record is from the annotation of a GenBank genome assembly.
AUGGAAGCCGUUAAUAAGCUGAUUCAACAGUUAAAACACAGAGGAGAAUAUUUUGUUACUGGUCAUGAAAAAUUAACACUUGAUACAGAAAUUCUCCACACUAUUAACACAAGAGUUUUAUCAUCACUACACAAUGAUCAUAUUUUAAAUCAUCACUAUUUAUCUGAAAUUCUAAAAAAAGUCUCUAAGUUAAAAUUACUCAAAUCAUCAAACUUUGAUCUCAAUCAUUCUAUUAAAUUAUCCCCUUUUCAUAGUCUAGUUUAUUUAGAACUUUAUGAUAUAGAUAUAGAAUGUUUGAUAGGUUUGAAUUAUGAAAAAAUUGAAGUUCUUAUUAUACAUGGCUCAUUAAAAUCCUUAGCCGUGUUGUUAAAUAGAAAAUGGGAUAACCUAAAAUAUUUAGCACUUAGGGGCAGCCAUCUUGAAGCUUUAGAUAGGUCAAUAUUACUAGCACCGUAUCUUACAUACUUAGAAGCGCCUAGAAACUUACUAACUGAAGUUGAAAAUAUUGAAAAACUAGAAUGUUUAGACAUUUUAAAUUUAAGCAUUAACAGACUGACUCAAGUACCGAUAUUAAGUGAUUAUGGAGCUAGAAAUUUAACUGUGUUAAUAUUGAGUUAUAAUUGCAUAAAUAAUUUAACAGGUUUAUCAAAAUUGACAAAUUUAAAAGUAUUAGAUUUGUCAAAUAACAUGAUUGUGCAUCAUGAAUCAAUAUCAGCAGUGGGUGAUAUGGCUUUUUUAAAAUAUUUAAAUUUAAAUUAUAAUCCUGUAACUUAUAUAAGGAACCAUAGAGAAAUAACUUGCGGAUAUCUCCAUGAAAAUGCAGCUGUUGAACUUUUUGAACUUGACAAUCGGUUACUUUCAAAAUCAGAAAAACAAUUUGUUGGUCAGUCUUCCAGAUCAUUAGAUCUGUCAUUUUUACAUUAUCAACAGCCUCCUACAAGUGUUAAAGCCAAAAAAAUAAGGUCUCCCGUUAUUGAAGACCAUGAAUGGGAAAAAAGUUGCAUUAUUCAAACUCCUGUGCUACCAACCACAUUAAACAAAGAAAUUCUAAAGUCAGAACAUUUGUCUACCAAAAAAAAAAUUGAAAAUGUACGGGAAAUGUUUGGAGAAGAUAACUGGUUACAUAGUCAUGCUGGAAGUUAUGUUCAAGAUAUUUUGGGUAUCAAACAGCAGUCAGGAAAUGAAUCCUUUUCCAAUGAAGUUCCUGAAGAACAAAUUAUUGAAGACAGUAAUUCAGAAUCUAAUGAUCUUACUGAUCAAAAGGAGGGUAUUAUAUUAUGUAAUGAAUCUAAAUUGGAAAUGGAUAUAGAACCUGAAAUAGUUGAUCAAAUAUUAAAUGUUGACUCAAAUCUAGAAUGUUACACCUUAAACAAAAACGAUGAACCUUUAAAAUUAUCAGAAAAUUAUUGGAGAGCUCAAAAUAUUGAUAUAAAAACAAGCGAAUAUUCCAAUAUUUUAUUAUGUUUAACUGAAAGAGAAUUAAAAGAAAGAAAUUCUGUUGAUGGUAAUUUGAUUGCUACCUGGAGCCGUGAUUCCAUUGAAAGUUGUGUCAAAAUUGGCUUUGAUCCCAUUAAAUUACAAUUAAACUUUAUGACUAUACGAAAAAACCUAAAUCAAAGAGUAUAUACAAUGAGUGAUGAUGAUGCAAAAGAAUUUUCAAAUAUUAUUAGUACGCAGUUAGAAUCAAGAACAUUAAGUGAAAUGAACCAAUUAGUAUUUAAAUGUAUAAAAUGUGCAACAAUAUUUUGUCAAGAAAAUAAUCGAAAUGUUCUUAAAGAAAAAAGAAAAAACUGUUGUCCUAGUUGUGACAGUUAUAUCAUAGUACAAAUAGAAGAAGAAUUUCUUCCAUCUACUUCUAAUAACCUAAUGCAACCCUCAGAAAUAGAUGAGCAACAAUUUGUUGAAGAUAACUCCAAUAAUUCAACACCUAUUAAUUCAAGAUGUAGCUCAGAAGAACCGGAACAACGAAUAUUUUCUAGUAAUGAUAGUGAUAUAGAAGUCAUAAGUAAUCCUAGUGAGAAAUCUGUGGAAAUUCUAGAAGUAAUAUCAAGUACAGAAAACAAACCAGAAAAAUCUCAGUUGACUAUUGAUGUUCGGACUGCAUUAACUGAAAGUAGCUCUUCAGGAUCAAUGACAGACAGUGUGUGUACCGCUUAUGAAAGUCGAAAGCAGCACAACAACAGUUCAUCAACAAUAAAAGGAAGUAACAUCGAUUCUAGGAUUCCAUCGGUAGUGGAUAUGCCCAUUAAGUUCUCUUAUGGUGAUUUUGGUAUCAUUGACCCAAGCUACAAAAAGUGUCUAGACAAUCGUUUGAGUCUUGUAAAAUCCAUAGCUACUCUUCCUUGGAAUGUUGGUCUAGCCAUAUGUGUCAGUCAACCAGAACGAGACAUCAAAUAUUCAUUGUUCUCUAUGUGGCCACAUAUCACCAUACGAUUAAUUGCAUUCUUAGAAAGAAUAAAACCAUUUGAACGACGAGAUGUAUUAGUUUCAUCUCCAAAUACUAAUACUUAUCUAUAUGUCAACAAUAUUCUUUACAAAAAUGAAUUGCACUUACCAAUUAUUCACGUGGUAUUUUGUGAGUGUGCGACAAUCAUCACAGAUAAUGGACUCGUAGAAAUUAUUGACUUACCUGGUAUAGUGAUUACCGAAUAUGAACUGGUAGUAUUAGGGUGUGAAUGUGCGUGGCUGAUACCUUACGAUGAACAUUUCACCACAUUAGCUCAUGGUCAACAAAUUAGUACAUUCAAUCGCAUUGAUAAAAACGAAGAGACACUUGGUUUACACUUUAAUGGCAACGUAUCAUGGUUAUUAAUAGUAAAUCAUAUUGAAGCCGAACACAUGAUGGAUGAAACAAUAAGGAUAUUAACUAACGCUAAACAAAAAUUGUGUUCUGCCAUGCAAAUGGCCAAUUUAAAUUGCUCAACUUAG